Molecule: messenger RNA, 2205 nt
Organism: Talaromyces amestolkiae
Lineage: Eukaryota; Fungi; Ascomycota; Eurotiomycetes; Eurotiales; Trichocomaceae
Exons: 3
Coding region: 1-2205 (734 amino acids)
Biological process (GO): DNA-templated transcription; regulation of DNA-templated transcription
Molecular function (GO): DNA-binding transcription factor activity, RNA polymerase II-specific; DNA binding; zinc ion binding
Source: RefSeq, a predicted model, not a curated record
AUGUCGCUUCCACACAGCAGCAGGAAGCGCCCAAACAGUAGCGCGGAAGAGCAGUCAUCGAGGGCAUGCGAUCAAUGCAGAAGUCGCAAGGUUAAGUGCGAUCGUCAGCAGCCCGAAUGCUCUAACUGCCGCAAGGCCGGAGUGACAUGCGACUUUUCUGAUAUGCUUAGGCGCGUUAACUAUGCCAAGCGACUCCAUGACGAGUUCUCGAGCGUUUCAGCUCGUAUGGAUAAGCUUGAAGCGACUGUGGCCAAGCUUCCAGAGCAGAUCGCUCAGAGCUUGUCGUCGUCUUCCCCAGCAUCAAAUGCUUCGUCGUUGAGUGGACCCGCAGGCCCACGAAGCCUCUUGAAUAAAGCACAAGCCAUGAUCUUGAAUCCAAGGAAUGCAGAAAACAAAUACGAGGAGACUUCUGAGAAAUGGCAGCCGCAUUUCGAACGGAUUCAGAUCGCCCAAGGGGGCGAGCGAAUCGUCGGUUACCCAGCAGCACUAACCCUCUUUGUCUCUAUCAAGAGACACUUGGUUAGAGCAUUGACAUCAACUACGCGUGACCCUUCUCAAGAUACGAAUAGCAACCACUACCUGUCGAGACUGAUGCGCACUAAACCCUUCCUACAGCCCGAAUUCCAGAAACACUCGCAAGUAUUCCCGUUCAAUGGGAUCUGUAAUGACCCGUCCAUCAAGUCCGAUGGUCGGACUCUCAGCACACCACCACGCACCUUGUUAGUGCCAGCACUCGAGUAUUUUCUCGAGCACGUCAACUCGUAUAUCCCUAUCUUCGAAGAGGCCUACCUUCGCGAGAUGGUGGACGAACACUAUGCAGAUAUCAAUAAGGACCAGAGCGCUUCGAGACCUUUGAUACUAAAUUGUAUUAUCCUCCUGAGCCUGAACAACUCGGCAAGAAGGAAUGGAAUUACCGAUUCGCACAUGGGUACAAUGGGAGAAGACCUCAUUCCGACUUUUAGAAGGAAUUGCGACAGAGCGCUUGCCAACCUAUUUGAGUUCACUCGCCCUGCACAAGGCAACGUUCAAGCACUUAUGACACUGGCAUUGGUUGCACGCGAGUCCUACGGUUCUAUGGCCUUUGAAAAAGUCUGUCAGGUAGCAAGUCAGCUCGUCCGGUCCACGGGGCUCAACUUGGCAAGAAGACCCCCACCGGCAUCCUGGGAGAAAAUGAACCAACCAGAAAAGCUUUUCUGGGCAAUGUAUAUGCUCGACAAACAACGAGUCUUCUUCAAUGGGCACCCUUGCGAUCUUUAUCUAUUCGACUCCGACUUACAGCUUGCAAGCUGCCGUGACGACGCGACCUACUCGGAGCGACUGAAUGCGGCGACGGUCCAUCUGGCAGCUAUCUGGGAAGAAAUUUUCAUCGCCUUGUAUUCAUGUCGUGGUUCCCGAUCGAGCAAUGCUCAUCGUAGUCGUCAGGCUGAAAUGCUUCGAAACUUGGUCAAUGAAUGGGGCUUGCAGCACCAUACCGUCAUCAAUCAACUAUCUUCACUAGAAGUGCCACCGGGCAGCGAUCCACUGCAAAUUGAACUGAAAUAUACCUAUCACGCAACACAGAUUCUGAUCAAUCGAUGCGAUUCGAGUGAGGAAAGUCAACAGCAAAUUUUAUUCCAUGCACGCAGCGCUUUAAAAAUUAUCCACCUGCUCGCAAGCGCACAGCCGUUGACUGUGAGCCAUCUCGUAGCAUUGGAGCGUAUUUUCCGCAAUUAUCCAGCAGUUGCUUUCACUGAUCUUCUUGCUGUUUGCUUAACUAAAGGUUUAGUUGGUAGGGAAGAAGAUUUACAACUACUCCGAACUGCUCGUAACGCUUAUCAACUCAUUCACGAGCCUAAUAUGUAUUUCGGUCACGUCGAGAAGCCUUACACGGGAUUCAAUUGGUGCAUCGGAUUGCUUGAUUUGGUAGAGAGUGCAGAACGUGGAAAUAACCGGACACCGAUGACGGGCUCUUCAUUCCAGCAGCCAAUAACACAUAUACAGCAGAAUUUUGAUACUUCGAAGAACUCUUUCCAGAUGAAUAUGGCUCCUCAAGGAAAUAUGGUGUCGAGCCAUCAAAUCCCUCCAGCAAAUUGUGUUCCUACUGGGUUGCCAAAUGAAGCACCAGUAGUUCCUACAACCGGAUCUCUCGAAACGGGUUUCUUUGACUUUGAUUUCUACCAGGGAUUGUUCCAGCAAGAAUCAUGGGAUUUGUCUACGUCCCUUUAG